Messenger RNA from Ornithorhynchus anatinus (platypus), 6888 nucleotides. It is a transcript of the gene MORC3, whose product is annotated as MORC family CW-type zinc finger 3. The transcript has 17 exons. Lineage: Eukaryota; Metazoa; Chordata; Mammalia; Monotremata; Ornithorhynchidae. The coding region runs from base 33 to 2864 and encodes 943 amino acids. The record is from RefSeq and is a predicted model, not a curated record. Gene Ontology annotation, molecular function: zinc ion binding; ATP hydrolysis activity. Gene Ontology annotation, cellular component: nucleus; PML body.
CCCGCCCCGCCGACGCUCUCCGACCCACCAAGAUGGCGGCCCAGACCCACAGCGGCAUCCGCCUCAGCGCCCUUUGCCCAAAAUUCUUGCACACAAAUUCUACCAGUCACACUUGGCCAUUCAGUGCAGUUGCUGAAUUGAUAGAUAAUGCUUAUGAUCCCGACGUGAAUGCCAAACAAAUCUGGAUCGACAAAACUGUGAUAAAUGACAACAUCUGCUUGACGUUCACUGAUAACGGAAAUGGUAUGACUUCAGAGAAGUUACAUAAAAUGCUCAGCUUUGGCUUCAGCGACAAAGUCACAGUGAACGGCCGGGUGCCCGUCGGACUUUACGGCAACGGCUUCAAAUCCGGCUCUAUGCGCCUGGGGAGAGACGCGAUCGUUUUCACCAAAAACGGCGAGAGCCUGAGCGUGGGCCUGCUGUCCCAGACCUACCUGGCGACCAUCAAAGCCGAACACGUCGUCGUCCCCAUCGUGGUAUUCAACAGGCAGCGGCAGAUUGGCAGUACGGCGGAAUCCAAAGCCAACCUCAGGGCAAUCCUGGCUCACUCUUUGUUUUCAACAGAACAGAAGUUACUAGCAGAACUUGAUGCCAUCAUGGGUAAAAAAGGGACAAGGAUCAUCAUUUGGAAUCUCCGAAGAGACAAAAACGAAGCCACGGAGUUUGAUUUUGAUAAAGAUAAAUAUGACAUCAGAAUCCCUGAAGAGAUAGAUGAGACGACUGGUAAAAAAGGAUAUAAAAAGCAGGAAAGGAUGGACCAGAUUGUACCUGAAAGUGACUAUUCGCUCAGAGCUUAUUGCAGUAUUUUGUAUCUAAAACCAAGAAUGCAGAUCAUUUUAAGAGGACAAAAAGUGAAGACACAGCUGGUCUCCAAGAGCCUUGCUUACAUUGAGCAGGAUAUUUAUAGACCCAAAUUUUUGGCCGGAAAAACGGUGCGAAUCACCUUUGGGUUUAACUGCAGAAAUAAAGAUCAUUAUGGGAUAAUGAUGUAUCAUAGCAACAGGCUCAUCAAAGCUUAUGAAAGAGUUGGAUGUCAGUUAAAGGCAAACAAUAUGGGUGUUGGUGUAGUUGGAAUUAUAGAAUGUAACUUCCUAAAGCCGACUCACAAUAAACAAGAUUUCGACUACACCAAUGAAUACAGGCUCACAAUAACAGCACUGGGUGAAAAACUCAGUGAUUACUGGAAUGAAAUGAAAGUGAAGAAAAAUGAAGAACACUCUCAGAGCUUACCAGUAGAAGACAUUCAGAAACGGCCCGAUCAGUUGUGGGUUCAGUGUGACUCCUGCCUCAAGUGGCGGAAGCUGCCAGAUGGGAUCGAUUGCCUUCCGGACAAAUGGUACUGCUCCUUGAACCCCGACCCCCAGUUCAGGAGUUGUAGCGUGCCAGAAGAACCUGAAGAUGAAGACCUGGUGCAUCCUACUUAUGAAAAAACGUACAAAAAAAAAGACAGAGAGAAAUUCAAGAUCAAGCGACUGGAAUUCAUCCCCCAGAUUAGUACUGAAGUAUUGUAUGGAGAGUCUUCUGUUUCCUCAAGUAAAGACUUCACCACCCCUGUGAAGGAGAAUAACUCAAGGUUACAGCUGGCAGAAAUGGGAAAAACUAUCAUCACUAGGUCUGUAAAUAGUGCAAAUAAUAGGCAAUCUUCACCUCCAUCUGAUGCCGACUGCAAUAGCAUUAAGCGGAGGCUGCCUGUAUCUACGCCGUCAAGUGCGAAGAUUCCCAGGUUAAACGGACAGGCCCCUGACAAAUCAUUUGAAGUAGAGGAUGAUGAUGAAGAUGUCAUCAUUUUAGAGGAAAGUAGUACUCCCAAGCCUACCAGCGACGGUGGCGUGACAAUAAUAAAAAUUGAACCAGGGCACCCAGAGCAAAGCAGCCCACGUAAAGAGAGUGCAACCAGCAAAAGCACGCGGGAAGAUACCGGUUCGGGACCCAGAUGUGAACAGGGAACGGCAGCGACCCAAACUGAAAUCCCAAACAUCAUUGUGAAAAAAGAAGAAGCCGUCGAAGAUGAGAUUGAUUCACGAAAUGGCGCGGUGAUGCAACAGCCCAGGAGAGAAGCUGAAACAAGCAAGGAAGCCAUUGCCAGGGAUUUUGGUGAUGCUGGAACCCAGGUAGUGGAACUAAGAAAUCAACUUCUCGUGGCGUGCCAAGAAAAAGAAAACUACCGGCAACAGUGUGAAAUGUUAACUGAACAAGUACAAGGCCUGGAGCAGAAAAUCCUCGAAAUGAAUGAUAAAUACGUGAAGAAAGAAAUAUGCCAUCAGUCAACGGAAAUAGAUAUUGAAUUACUAGGGGAAAUGCCUGCAGUUGUUCCUGGGAGCUCUGCAAGUCAGGGAGCAGACCAGCUGGCGGGUCUGUACGAACAGGCCCUGAAAGAGGUGGAGAAGCUGAAGGAGCAGUGUGACACUCUGCGGAAUUUGAAGGCCGAAUGCAGUAAAUGUUCAAACCCCGAGAAUAAAACCGAAGUGGACGUAAUGGCCUUUCAGCUUGAUGAUGUCUUCAGGCAGCUGGAUAAAUGCAGUAUUGAAAGAGACCAGUAUAAAAGUGAGGUGGAGCUGUUAGAAGUGGAAAAAACCCAAAUGGGGGUUCAAUGCGAAGAACUCAAAAGCGAAGUUGAGCAGUUAAAAGCUUCAGUUCCACAAGUGCCAAGCACGGAGAAUUCUACAACCGGUAAUGUCGAAGACUCUGUGAAGUUUUCUGAUGGGGAAAGCUUUAAACUGCGAUCACUCCGAGUGAAUGUCGGCCAGCUGCUGGCAACGAUGAUGCCCGAUCUAGAUCUGCAGCAAGUAAAUUAUGACGUUGAUGUCGUGGAUGAAAUUUUAGGACAAGUCGUUGAACAAAUGCAUGAAAUCAGUAGUACUUAAUCUAAUUUUUAUAAGGCAAUAAAGGCAUUUGCUCAAUCUUCCUCCAUAUUGUACAGUAUUGAAGCUCAAGGUAUUUCUUUUUAAAAGGUAUAAUAGGUGAUGUGCCUAAGGUACCGUAAUAUCCACGGCUGAAGUAUGUAUUCUAUGCACUCCAAGCUCUCAGUGACUCUACGACCACUUCAUCGAAAAGUGGCUUCCAGACCGCCAAGGCAGCUAAAGAGCAAGCUCCUGGAGAGCCCUGACGUCCCCCAGGUACUUGGCAGCAGGAUUCCACCCUAAUCCCCAGAAGAAACAACCAGCGGGCUUUUCUCCACGUUUCCGCCUCCCAGGAAUCCUUCUGGCCUUCGGGAAGUCCAAGACUGGCUCAACGCAAGUGACUUGGUGAUUGAGCAGUCCACCUGCAGCAAGACAAUCACCGCAUCGAUACCCCCGGGGCUCCACAGACGGCCAAGAGACCAGGAAGUUCUAGGCCUCGUUAGAGGUCAUAGGCUCCCUGACGGGACAUCGAGCAUCUCCGAAGGGCCUCGGCAAGGAGAGAAUCCUGAAGAAGUCUCAAGGGCAUCUCAGUAUUCUCCCCCAAACUCCUUCCGUUAUUGAAGAGGAGGCCCUCGAAGACAUAAAAUAUCUUCCAUUGUGGUUAGGUGUGGCACUUACCCCAAAGAUCGAGGAGGUCAUCGCAGCAGUCAGAGCCCGGAAACCUAGCAAGGCCACUGGCCCCGAUGACACACCCGCGUGGAUCUGGCCAUCACAGAGGGAGCGCCCCGCAGACACACGUCCACGAGGUCGGCGUUCUAGUCUUAGGACUGAGCCCCACCUUCCUCCCCCGUCCCCCCAGUUCCUGCCGGGAGGCUCCAUCAUCGACAGGUGGAACGGAAGAGACGCCUCAGGAUCCCUAAGACGCCACCGUCGUCACCGUCUUCGAGACGAGCCACCGAAUCCCGCAGUUGCUGAGGCAGGUCGUCUCAAUACAUUGCUGGCAAGGUCCUGGCCGGACUAUUUCUCGCUCACCCGCCCAAGAUGAUGGUUGACCCAGGGCUCCCAGGACCACAGUGUCCGGAUCCCAGGGUCGGGCAGCAGACGCGAUAUGUCAGAUCCAGGAAAAGCUGCAGAGAGAAGAGCCAAGACCUCUAGAGGUUUUUCAAAGACCUCACGAAAGGAUGUGAUACCAUUACUAGGUCUGGAAUUGGGCUGUCCCGAGAAGUCUGUCAGGCUCCUGAGAUGACUCCGCAGUGGCCUGGCUUCCCGAAUAAUCGGAGCCAUCGUGGUAAAGCAGGGAUGUGUGGUCAGUUCCUGUCCGCUUGAAUUUGUUCUCUGCAGCCAGGCUGGAGGAGGCAACGGGAGACCUGGGUGAGAUCUGGUUGCGGGGGUUCGACUCAGCUUCUCCACCCUCCGGAGACUCUUCCAACCCAACAGACUUGGAGCUCCGUCCAAAAUCCUCAUCGGUCAUUCAAGAAUCACCCAACACAGGUGACUGCACUUUAGAGGCAGACACCCAAGAAGAGACGUGAGUGACCGUAAGUUGCUUUGCCAAAUCAGCCAGGCGUUUGGGGCUAGCGGUAAGUCGAAAACCAAACCGAGGUAUCGGAGGGUGCCAGGGAGGCCGAGGAGGUCACCAGAAAUCUAGUUGGGCAAUGCCAGAACUAAAUGCCGUCACAGAAUUCUGUUGCCUAGGCAGGCCAUCCCGCAGUAGAUGGACGGAACAGAAAAUCAAGUCAGGCAGGAGAUUGUCAAACGGUGGCGACAGCCUAGCCCCAGGCCCAGCUAAAGAUCCCAGAGCUCUAGUGGUGUUCUGUGGGUCAUCGCCACGGAUAUCACACGGGAUUCCUCAAGGGGUGGUUGUAGUAGUAGUCAGUACCCACCGAGUGUGAUAUGUGGGGGGAAAACACAACAGAUGCACGAGACACUUUCCUCGCCCACAAAGGAGUUUGCACUCCGGGAGGGGCAACAGACAUAAAAAAAAAAAAAAAAUGGAAUCCGAAUAAAUGAGCAUUCAAUGAAAUGCACCACGCAUAUACGCAGGUACGGAGUAUGGGUACAGAUUUCUGAGGCAGCUGUUGGAUUGAUAAGAUUUAUAAUGUUAGCUAUUUAGUCGGGAAAGGCAAGCGAACGAGCGCCUUGAGGAACUCGCUAUCAGACAGGAAGAUGAAAAAUGGCUCCUGCGCUCAUCUCCAGCUCUGCUGGGUGGAACGCGAGAGAAGAAUGGGUAUCCAGCUGCAGUGUGGGGAACCGAAACUGAAAAGCAAGAGGCCGGAGGAAACCUUUUAAGGCCCCUGCGACCCGAAGGCCGAGGCAUCCCGGCCGAAAACCGGGAGUCAACUGCCACAGGCAGCAGGCCUGGCACACCGGCUGUCAAGAAAGGAGCAGCUCUUGGUGAGCAGAGCCUCCUCGGUUUCGCGAAACGAGGCGAAUCGAAAACACCACCGACUACCGUAGACGACAAACGCGACGGCACAGCCAGGGCGGUAUUGGUGUGUGCACAGCGUGGAGGGGGCUAGGAACCCCGAAUUGACUUUUCCGGUCACACAAACACCCACCCACCGGUGAAAUUUCCUACUGGUGGCGCCUUUGAGCCCGAAGGGCCGCCGUGUACAUCUAUGCACUCGAAAGUGGCCACCCGUGUAGUGGAUACUUUAUCGGAUCUUUUAAAAAAAAUACCUGUUAGCUCUCGAUCUUGGCAGAUCCGAGAUCGACCUAACUAAUAAAGAUCGUUUUGAACUGUAUUUGUAAUUGUCUGCACAGAUUUUCUAUGCUCAUGUUGGGAAUUUGUUUCUAUGAAAGCUUUUCGGUUCCCUUUGAACUUUGGUGCAAUUCUCCUGAUCUCCCAAAGUUGACUCCGUUUCCAAAACGGGAGAUCUGGUAACUGUUAGACUGUAAAAUCCGUAAGGGCAGGAAUUAUCUUUUACCUCUAGCAAAGUCUCCCAAGUGCUUAUAUAGUGCUUUCUGCGCAGGGUUGAUUAUUUUUUUCUUCUUUAAAAAAAAAGAGUCAAAUCAUUCUUUUAGGGAGCCCUACAAAACCAGCCUCAACAGGGUUUUCGUUUACAGAGUUACCGAAUUGGUGAGUGGGACCCCUGAAAUCUGCUCUAAUCGUUGGUUUUGGGCCCCUGGAAACAGUCCACGCUUUGAUUGAUUGCUAUUUUUCCCUUCCGAUUUUGUUUUUGUUUUUUGUAAAAAGGCCAUCGAUGAGCAGUUCGUGAAUGACCGGCAAUACGGAGCACUGAUCCGUAUGUCAGAUCAGCCCUGCCCGGAAGGGUCAUUUUAAUACUGUAGUAUUAAUCUUCCUCUACAGAGAUUCCCAAUCAUGGGCUAAGGGUGUGAUCGGGAUUAGGUCGGCGUUAGCCGUAGGAGGAGGAGGAGGAAUAUUUAUUAAGUCCUUACUCUGUGCAGAGCACUAUACUAAACGCGGGGGGAGAACACAGAGGCGGGGAUCAGACAUGGUCUCCGACCGUUAGCGGGGCUGGCACGGCCCUGUUGAUCGCAAGAUCAAGUGGUAGAUUUUGCUUCCGCGUGCAGAACUUCCCCGAGUCCUUUAGGUUAAAUGUCGGAGGACUGAGUCGUUCUUAAAAAUUCCGCGUUCCCUAAGGUCGCCCACCUGACAGUGUUUAAAUCCUGAAAUUCAAUGGAUGAUUUCUUCCGGGUUAUAACAGUACUUUAUCGUGCGCCAAUGUGAUGCUUUAUAUACCCGUCACAUUUUGUGGGAUUUAUAAGAGGUAACUUUCUAUUAAAUAUGGUAAUGUAUGUACAUAUUAAAAAUCAUAUUUUCCAUAACUAAAAAACGUCUGGGUUUUGAAAAGUGGUGUUUUUGUCAUUGCUUAUUUAUUUUCCGUCUUCCUUUUGAGUUUCAAUGCUUGAUAUAGUUUAAUUUUAUAGGGUAUGCUUUAAGACAUCUAUUAUUUGAAGAUAUCGAUUACAAUUUGUACUGUACACUUAAACUCGCAAGCAACAAGUAAAUGAAAAUGCUUUUAAUUUACUUGAUACUGUUUAUUUUGUAAAAAAAAAAAAAAGAAAUUAAAACAUACUGAAAGAA